Messenger RNA from Geosmithia morbida, 678 nucleotides. RefSeq lists its product as uncharacterized. The record is from RefSeq and is a predicted model, not a curated record. The transcript has a single exon. NCBI's taxonomy places the organism in Eukaryota, Fungi, Ascomycota, Sordariomycetes, Hypocreales, Bionectriaceae. The coding region runs from base 1 to 678 and encodes 225 amino acids.
AUGGCCCUCCCUCCCAAGUUUGCCGGACAUAAGCUGCAAGUAGGCGAACCGCUCAGCAGCCCCUCUUCUUCGUCCGGACCUGCCGUCCCCCCCGCGACGCACACCCUAGAAGUCUACCUAGACUACGUGUGCCCCUUCAGCGCCAAGUUCUUCAAGACUCUGACGACGACCGUCGUACCCCUCCUGCGCGACGGUGGCAAGGCGAAGGCGCCGCUGGCCAUCAUCUUCCGCCAGCAGAUCCAGCCUUGGCACCCGUCGUCCACGCUGGUGCACGAGGCCGCCCUGGCCGUCCUGCGCCUGCGCCCCGCGGCUUUCUGGUCCUUCAGCGCCGCCUUGUUCGACCAUCAGGCAGAGUACUUUGACGUCGGCGUCGUCAAGGAGACGCGCAACGUCACGUACCGUCGCCUCGCGGACCUGGCGGCGGCCACCGUGGGCGACGGCCUCACCGCCGACGAUGUCUACAACCUGCUCGCCAUACCGGAGAAGGCUGCGCCGGACGGGAGCUCCAACUGGGGCAACAAGGUCACGCCCGACGUCAAGACCAUCACCAAGAUGAACAGGCUCGUGGGGAUCCACGUCACGCCCACGGUUGUCUAUGACGGCGUCGUUGCCGGCGACAUCAGCUCCUCUUGGGGUGCUGACCAGUGGGAGAAGUGGCUCGGCGAGAAUCUCGUCUAG